GUGUGGGUGGGUUAGUGCCCCUCCUGGUCAGGUGACUGAGGUGUGUCUGUUCGCUAGAGCCUGUGGAGAUGCUUUGUUCUAUUCUACCUGUUGGUUAACUGAAAGAUGAUCUCCUGCUCAGCGGUCAACUGCGUCCUGUAUUUAACUGGGACUCUGCUCGGGGAAACAUGAUCAAAUAACAUGAGGCAUCUUUUAUAUCUUUAAGAAAAACAUCUCCUUUAUUUCUAUGGAAAAACGUGCUUUUUGGUGCUUAAGUUAUCGCUGAGCCGCUUUAUUUGACAACACAAAAAAAUCGAUUGAAUCGCCUGGUGUCACUUUACCAUGGAAACGCUUUUACCGCGAUCGCAAGAUGAUUUUUUUUCUAGCAGUUAACUGAGAGGAAAAAAAACUACGAAUAAUUUAUAUAGGCUACUUUUCUGGGAUUAUAGUGGGCCUUAACUUUAUAAACUAAUACGAACAAAUUAUAAGAAGAAGAACUAAGAAUCCGCUUUCUAUCGACUAAUUCGGAUUGUGUGUGGAAACGCCAUGGCUCUCUCUCAGGUUCAGUGUCUUGAUAACAAUCAUGUGAACUGGCGUCUAAAUGAAUCCAAACCGGAGUUUUUUUACAGCGAGAAUCAGCGGCUCGCGCUUGAAGCGCUUAUUACGAAAGGACGCGACGCGUUUGACGCCUAUAUGAAAGAGCACGAGCUGCGUCCUUUCCUGUCGGAACCCGAACUCGAGCGGUUGCGUCGGAGCAUAGAAGAGUAUAAACCCGGUUCUGAGCAUCAAAAACCAGACGGUACAACGGAGGGAGAGGACGGUGCGGUGUCUUUGCAGUACUGGCCGGACCGCUCUGAUAUCUCCAUACCGAAUCUAGACCUCGGAUGGCCAGACUGCAAUUCUUACCGAGGAGUGACGCGCGUCAAUGUCUACACGCAACCGCCAGUGGACGGACAGACGCAUAUAAAAGAGGUUGUGAGAAAGGCCAUAGCGCAAGCACAGAAGAUGAUUGCUGUGGUAAUGGACGUUUUCACAGACGUUGACAUUUUUAAGGAUCUAAUAGAGGCUGGAUUUAAAAAGAAAGUAGCUAUAUACAUUAUUAUAGAUUAUGCAGCUUUACAGCACUUCCUACUUAUGUGUGAGAGAGCCAACAUGCACAAAGGACACCUCAAUCAUCUGCGGGUGAGAUGCAUCGGUGGUUCCGAAUUCUACACACACUCUGCUCAGAAGGUGCAUGGCUCGUUGAGUCAGAAAUUCAUGUUUGUGGAUGGAGACCGUGCAGUGUCUGGAUCAUACAGUUUUACAUGGACCGCUUCUCGUUUGGACCGCAAUAUCAUUACAGUCCUGACAGGACAGGCCGUUGAAACUUUUGACAAGCAGUUCCGUGAACUAUACCUGAACUCUCGUGGGGUCAACCUAACUAAGAUCCCAUUGGCAGACCCUCCGGAGCCUGACCCUGUCCCAAUUGCCGUUCCUUCCCCUGUUCCUGUAACUGUUGCAAGAAAAUUAAUGAACCCCAAAUAUGCAUUGGUUAAUGUAGAUGCAGCAAGCAAAGCCUCUUCAGACAAGGCUAGUGCCAAGAACAGUAACUCCAAGAAUCCUAUGGUCCAGAUUCCCAAGCCUCAACGGGAAACGAGGGAAGGACCGCAAAAGCACCCAGGACUUGUAGGUCUGCUAAAGGCAGAUCUCAUUCCCUACUUGCCCACUUGGCCAGAGCCAGACCCACCCAGUGAUGUUAUUGGAUUUAUUAAUAUCCGUGAUACAAGCAAGCCAGCGCAGGUGCAUUUAAUGCGCUCUCAAAUGUUUGAAACAUCUCAAGCAAUCCGUUUUAAAGACCCUUUCACUGCCCCACCUGAGGAACCGUUACCAGAUAAGGCAAGUCCUCGUCCUAAAACAAAAGAAUUGUCUAAAACAGCUGCUGUAGAUGCAAAUGUUCAAUCAAUCACCCAACCUCAGGCAGAGACUAACUCUAGUAAUGCCCAUCAAGAUAUACCGGCCAAUACAUCCCAUUCACCAAGCCCUCCAAUCCAGCAACAAGACCCCAAACCCAGCCCUCCUCCACAAGAGCAGGAGUCCAACCCUGAACCAGCAGAGGUGCAGCAGGCUUCAGAAAUGCCUGUGCCCAAGCCACGCACCCUUCAGUUGGUGGUUAAUAGACCGGAAGGCUCUGAAGACCCAGAGGUCACUUUAGUCAGAAGGGAGGAAAACCAGACAAAAGAUGCAAACAUGGACACUCGAGACAACGAUGCUGACAGCACCGCUGUGACCUGUGCACAUUCAUUAAAGGAUAAAGAUGAGAAUUCCACAACGUCAGAUGAAUACUAUGAAUGUACUGACUCCGACAGCAGUGAUAAACUCCCUAAUGGAAGGUUAACGGGUUCUGGUCGUGUUGGAGACCAUAGCCCUGAUGCGCUUAACAUGAUGGCCCGCUUCUCUCAAUCCAUGCUGGAUUUGCGAUCGGAUGACUUCAAACAAAACACUGCUGAGAAAAAUCUACUGAACAAGCAGAACAGAGACAAAACAAAGCUUUACCAGAUGGUCUCCAGGUCACCUGUUCGAGAUGCUUAUGGCCGGGCCAAAGUGGUGAUUGGUAAACAUGGAGUAUUCUAUAGACUCCCUAAAAGCAGCGGCCAUGUGAUCGGGGGCCACAGGUACUGGCAGGGGAAAAUGAAUGCUGACUUCCCCUCAAAUGGAUCAGGCCAGCAAAAUCUAAAACGCUCUGGCCGGUCCCCUAGAAGACAAAGCUCCACCUAUACGAUAGUAGGACUGCGAAUCAGUCAAACUCCCACUCAGCGGCUCAUGCACUCUCAAUCUCUCUCUCCCGCUCAUCGGGCCUCUCAAACAAAGUCUCCAUCCCCUCAUAGACGGGUCGAGACUCGUACACCAUUAGGGAUCUCUUUAUCUAAACUCACCAGCGUCAAACACCUCAGGGGGAAGGUUCCAGUGAGCACGUCUGGUUUUGCUUUGGGGGAUAAAUUGUUGACACAGAGGCACAAUGAAAAUUAACUGAUUUAUGGUGGCUUUCUUCUCAGAAAACAAA
Sinocyclocheilus anshuiensis is the source of this 3019-nucleotide messenger RNA. RefSeq names its product protein FAM83G-like. Lineage: Eukaryota; Metazoa; Chordata; Actinopteri; Cypriniformes; Cyprinidae. The record is from RefSeq and is a predicted model, not a curated record. Gene Ontology annotation, molecular function: protein kinase binding. Bases 526 to 2985 code for a protein of 819 amino acids. Gene Ontology annotation, biological process: signal transduction. The transcript is spliced from 5 exons.